This is a messenger RNA of Effrenium voratum, 2334 nucleotides long. Lineage: Eukaryota; Dinophyceae; Suessiales; Symbiodiniaceae. The record is from the annotation of a GenBank genome assembly.
GGCUCAGAGAACCUUCAGAUAGGCCCAGGGCGUUUUUCUCCAGCCGUUUUCGGUUCAGCCCAAGCCGCUUAGCCGGGAAGCCCAGCGGCAACAGAUCCAAAAAUGGUCAGCAAGAUCUGCCAGAUCCGCGCCCGUGAGAUCUUCGACUCUCGCGGCAACCCCACGGUGGAGGUGGACCUCUGCACCGAGGCCGCGCUCUUCCGCGCAGCGGUGCCCAGCGGCGCCUCCACAGGCGUCUAUGAGGCCUUGGAGCUGCGGGACGGCGACAAGCAGCGGCUCUUGGGCAAGGGCGUGCUGAAGGCGGUGGCGAAUGUCAACGACAUCAUUGCGCCCAAGCUCAUUGGCAUGGAGGUGACCAAACAGACCGAGAUUGACAAGCUCAUGGUCGAGACUCUGGACGGGUCCCAGAACGAGUGGGGCUGGUCCAAGGCGAAACUGGGUGCCAACGCUAUUCUGGCUGUGUCCAUGGCCGUUUGCCGCGCAGGUGCAGCUGCGAGCCGCAUGCCGCUCUACAAGUACAUCGCCAGGAUCUCGGGGAAGCCCUACGACAGCUUCGUGAUGCCGGUGCCCUCCUUCAAUGUCAUCAACGGCGGCAGCCACGCAGGUAAUCGCUUGGCGUGCCAGGAGUUCAUGAUCCUCCCCACGGGCGCGGCCUCUUUCCGGGAGGCCAUGAACAUCGGGGCGGAGGUGUACCACACCCUCAAGGGCGUCAUCAAGAAGAAGUACGGCCAGGAUGCCUGCAACGUGGGCGACGAGGGCGGUUUUGCGCCCAGCGUCCAAGACAACAACGAGGCGCUGGAUGUGCUGAUGGAGGCCAUCGAGAAGUCCGGGCACAAGGCGAAGGUCCAGAUCGGCACGGACGUGGCGGCAUCGGAGUUCUACAAAGCAGACACCAAGAAGUACGACCUGGACUUCAAGAACCCCGACAGCCCCGACAGCAUGAACAAGACGGCAGAUGAGAUGAUCGCGCUGUACAAGGACUGGAUCGCCAAGUACCCCUUCGUCUCCAUCGAGGACCCCUUUGACCAGGACGACUGGGACGCUUACUCCAAGUUCCAGGCAGAAGUGGGCGAUUCCGUCCAGAUUGUGGGUGAUGACCUGCUGGUCACCAACCCCAAGCGGGUGCAGAAGGCUCUGGACUGCAAGGCAUGCAACGCGCUGCUGCUGAAGGUGAAUCAGAUCGGCUCAGUCACGGAGGCCAUUGAGGCGUCCUCCAUGUCUCAGUUCGCCGGGUGGGGCGUGAUGGUGUCCCAUCGCUCCGGCGAGACCGAGGACUCCUUCAUUGCGGACCUCGUGGUGGGCCUCCGCACCGGGCAGAUCAAGACCGGCGCCCCCUGCCGCUCGGAGAGGUUGGCAAAGUACAACCAGCUCCUGCGCAUUGAGGAAGAGCUGGGCAGCAGGUGCUCCUACGCGGGGACCGGCUUCCGCAACAUCGGGUCCCCGGCCUUCGGCAUGAAGCGCAAGCCGUUCGUGGGCGGCAACUGGAAGUGCAACGGCAAGCUGAGCGCCGUGAAGGAGCUGCUGACGGCCUUCAAGGGCGCGGGGGCGGACGCCAAGUCGGUGGACGUGGCGAUCUUCGCCCCCACGCUGCACAUCCCGGCGGCGCAGGAAUGCCUCGCCGGGGACGCGGCCAUUAGCCUGGGAGUGCAGAACAUGAGCAAGACAGGCGAAGGCGCCUUCACCGGGGAGGUCUCCGCGGGUCAGGUGGCCGACGCGGGCAUCCCGUAUGUCUUGGUGGGCCAUUCCGAGCGUCGAUCCCUGUAUGGCGAGACCGACGAAGACUGCGCGGCCAAGACCAAGGCGGCUUUGGAGAAGGGCCUCACGGUGGUCUUCUGCAUUGGCGAGCAGUUGGCCGAGCGUCAAUCCGGAAAGACCACGGAGGUCUGCGAAAAGCAAAUGAAGGCGGUCAUCCCUGUGGUGACGGACUGGGCGAAGAUGGUCAUUGCCUACGAGCCGGUCUGGGCCAUCGGCACCGGCGUGGUGGCCACGCCCCUGCAGGCGCAGGACACCCAGUACCAGGUGCGCCGAGUGAUCCGCGACGAGUGCGGGUCCGAGAUCGCGGACUCUGUGCGCAUCAUCUACGGAGGCUCUGCCAACGAGAAGAACUGCAAGGCGCUGGGUGACCUGCCGGACGUGGACGGCUUCCUGGUGGGCGGCGCGUCCCUGAAGCCCAGCUUCACGGAGAUUAUCACCACUGCGCAGGCGGCCUUCAAGAAGUAGGUCACACCGGGGCCGCAGACUUGGGCAAUGACCAUCAAGCGACUGAGCGAUCGACCGCACGCGGUUGCGAUGCGUUUCAGCGGCGAGCAGGAAAUCACCCGGUGAGGGACUGGG